AUGGCGCCGAGUCGGCCUGAGAAGAAGGAAAAGCCCAGUGCGGGUACUCUUCUAGACGACGCUGAGACGCUCUUCGAAGUCGGCAAUAUCGAAGAAGCGAUUAGCCUCGCCGACAAGGCGUUGGCGACAACCGGCGAAGGCGGCGAUUUCGAGCUUCGGGCCGUCAACCUCCUGGCUCUGCUACAUAUCGAAGAUGGCGAGGUGGAGGAGGCCCGCUCCUUCUUUCAGCGCGCUGCCAACAUCGACAAAAAUGGCGAAAUGGACGAAAAGGUUGGCGGGGGGCCCGAAAAGUUCCUGUUCCUCGCUGAGCUCAGCGAAGAGGGCGGCCAGGAUACCGUCGAAUGGUUCGACCGUGGUGCCACAGCGCUGCGCAAACAGAUUCAGAACCUCGAUUCCAUCAGCAACAAGACGCCCGAGCAGCAAGCUGCAUAUGACGAGAAGCAAAAGAAGCUAGGAGGCGUGCUCUGCGCCGUCGCCGAGGUUUACAUGACUGAUUUGUCGUGGGAGGAGGAUGCCGAGCAGCGAUGUGAAGCGCUCAUUACAGAGGCCAUGAUGAUCGCGCCAGGAUCGUCUGAAACGUGGCAGACGGUGGCCAACGUGCGCAUCUCGCAAGAGCGCAACGACGAGGCCCGCACUGCCUUAAAGCGCAGCUUGGAGCUGUGGCAGGACCUUGCUCCCGAAGACCCUGCGGUGCCCGACUUCUCAACCCGUAUUGCCUUGGCCCGUCUGCUCCUCGAGACGGAAAUGAUGGAGGACGCUCUCGUCGUUCUCGAGCGUCUAGUCACCGACGACGACGAGAGCAUCGAGGCGUGGUAUCUUGGUGGCUGGGCACUGUAUCUGGCGGGCGAGAAGCUCCGUGAUGCCAAGGGUAGUACCAACGGUGAUGGACCGUCAGAGGAUCUCAAAACGGCAUGGAAAUCGUCACGGCGCUGGCUGGCCCAGUGCUUGAAACUAUUUGAGGCCCAGGAGUACGAGGAUGAGAGGCUGGGCGAGCACGCCGUUGAGUUGGUGCUCAGCAUUAACGAGGAAAUUGGCGAGCCUGAGGAGGGCGAGGAUGAGUGGGAUGUUGCCAGCGACGAUGAGGAUGACGAAGAAGAGGACGAUGACGAGGAAAUGAAGGAUUAA
Molecule: messenger RNA, 1125 nt
Organism: Beauveria bassiana ARSEF 2860
Lineage: Eukaryota; Fungi; Ascomycota; Sordariomycetes; Hypocreales; Cordycipitaceae
Product: TPR domain-containing protein
Exons: 1
Coding region: 1-1125 (374 amino acids)
Molecular function (GO): protein binding
Source: RefSeq, a predicted model, not a curated record